GUCAAAUCAAGAUACCCAGAGGCUCGUCAGCAUCCGGGGGAGCGACACAGAAGCAAUCACUCGAGUCCCAAGGGAGCGGCGACAGGAUGCCUUGCUGUGCCGCACGCUCCUCGGCGGGUGCUGCAUCGCACCGAUAUAGCUUCGUCGUGUCCCUGAUUGACAGCAUUGCGCAGGUACAGCACGAACGACUCUUUGCCGACACCAGAUCUUCGUCAUGUCGGGAACUUAUCCACCCCUGGCUGCCCUAUCGCCCGACAACCAAGGUCCCGCGAACACCAUAGUCGCCAUCGUGCUCUGCGCGACCUCAGUGCUCUUUUCUUCCGUCCGGUAUGCCAUUGGGCGGCAGAAGCUCCUUCAGUUCGACAGCGAUGACGCUACCUUUGGGAUCGCUCUGUGCUUCGGCAUCACAAUGUCAGUCGUGUCGAACCUGUCAGUCAGUGCCGGGCUCGGCCAACACCAGGAUGCCCUGAGCCCAGAGCAGGUGGAGCGAUACUUCAAGCUCCACUGGGCCUCGCAGUUCCUCGCAAUCAUUGCCCUCACAAGCGCCAAACUCUCCAUCGUCCUCAUGUUCCGGCGCAUCCUGCCCGCGGCCCUAGCCCCGCUCACGCUCAAGAUCCUCCUCCCCGUCACCGCCGCCUACGCCAUCAUCUGCAUGCUCCUAAUCGGCUUCCAAUGCCAGCCCCCAACCCCCUGGAUCCUAGACCCAAAAACAUGCUCCUCCCACGGCACCAUCUACUACGCCACCACCGCGCUCAACAUCGCCACCGACCUGCUCCUCGCCGUCUGGAUCCUGCCCGCCAUCUGGGCGCUGCAGAUGAAGCAAGACCUGAAGCUGCUCGUGAUGACGCUGUUCGGCUCGCGCGCCGCCGUGUGCGCCGUCGACGUUGGCAGAUUCGUGCUCGUGCGGCGCGCCCUGCGCUCCGCGGACCAGACAUGUAGGCAGCACGCACUCCCUCACUCCCCCACCCAGCCCUUGGCAAAACGUAGAGUAGAACAGACCGCGCUGAUACUUAUCCCAGGGACCCAGCUCCCCUGGGCCAUCCUCGACCAAGUCAUCGUCCACCUCUCCAUCAACCACGCCACCCUCCCCCGCGUCCACGUCUUCCUCAGCAACCUGCAGACCGGGCUGCUCGUGACGCAGCUCACGACCGCGGCGCCGACAGCCACGCGGUCGAAAGGGAGCAAGCGCUCCGGCGACGCCGGCGACGCGGACGACGCCGUCCCGCUGAGCGGAACCGGAACCCGCGACCGCAGCGCCCGCUGGAAGCCGCACGGCAGCCUCUCGCGGAGAAAGGUGCUCAGGAUGCUGAACCUGGACCGCAGCGGCGGCGGCGACGCGGCGAAGGAAGGCAGCAUCUCGGAGAGCCCGCUGCGGCUGCAGCCGGAGCAGGGCAUCGAGCUGUCGACGACUAUUUACGCGGACUGCGGCGGGUCGACGGGGAGUGCGGGCGGGAAGGUCGAUGAAGAGUACAACAGCAGAGAAGACUGGGGUCGCCGAGCGACGCGCAGCAGCACCGCAAGGGCACUGCGGGGCCAAGGGAUAUAG
Molecule: messenger RNA, 1546 nt
Organism: Trematosphaeria pertusa
Lineage: Eukaryota; Fungi; Ascomycota; Dothideomycetes; Pleosporales; Trematosphaeriaceae
Exons: 4
Coding region: 215-1546 (443 amino acids)
Source: RefSeq, a predicted model, not a curated record